AUGGAUCAUAGCUCCGAAGUGCACUCUACAUGGCAGUCGAACUCGAGGGAGGAGUUUGGCGACUAUGUGCUCAUGGUAGUGUUUAAUUGUGGGAGCCUGACUCCCCCUUACUCUCUUCUCUCUUACUCGCGCACCUCUCUCACAAACACUCUUUCAUCUUUCGCCUUCCCUUGCUGCUCUCUCCUCAACCCCACCUUCCCCUGCACGCAAUCGUGUCUCGUCCAUUCCUGCCGUCUCCCUCCAGGUUCAAUGCCUAAUAGAGCGAUGCCUACUCAUCGACCUCAGUCGCGACGAAUGCGUGUACACCUUAGCACGGCGGGCGAGAAUCGACCCCGCUGUUACGCUUGCAGUGUGGAAGGGACUCGAGAAGCGAAACCCAACAUUCUUUGA
Molecule: messenger RNA, 390 nt
Organism: Closterium sp. Yama58-4
Lineage: Eukaryota; Viridiplantae; Streptophyta; Zygnematophyceae; Desmidiales; Closteriaceae
Source: the annotation of a GenBank genome assembly